AUAUCCUCGUCGCAGCGACGCUACCCAGAAACUCCACUCGUUGUCAUUUCCUCGUAGAGAAUUCCUCGGUCCUCUGCCGCUACCACCAUGCUGUCGCCGUCAGCAUCAUCGUCGUCGCUGCUGUUGCAGUCGCUGACGAGGUCCAUGGCCUCGCUGUCUCUGCCAGUGAGCGCAAGGCCCAUUGCCUCUUCCUCGCGCAUCACCACCACCUCGUUCCUCUCCUCGCAUCGCCCUUGUCUGGCAUCCUCGUCUCUCUUCACACCAUCCUCCUCCUCGUCGUCGUCCUCCUACCCCUCUUUCAUCGCCUCUCAGCAGCAACAGAUGAGGCACCGCGGCGAUCUCGCACCGCGUCGGACGAAAUAUCGCAAAGCGCACAAGGGCCGCGUUCCCAUCCCCACCGGCGGCUCCCUCAAAGGCACAACUGUCCGCAAUGGCCAAUACGGUAUCCGUCUCUUGGCCCCCGCACGACUGACCGCCAAGCAGCUACAGAGCGCAGAGACGGCUCUGAAGCGCAAACUCAAGGUGGUCAAAGGUGCACAAAUCUUCCUCCGACUUUUCCCCGAUAUUCCCGUCUGUGUAAAGGGAAAUGAAACGAGGAUGGGAAAGGGUAAAGGAGCAUUUGAAUUUUGGGCUGUUAGAGGAGGAGUGGGAAAGGUGGUGUUUGAAGUUGGGGGAGAUGUGGAUAUUAGAGAAGAAGUGGCCAAGGAAGGUGGGUAGUAGGCGGAGAGUGAUACCUUGGGAUGUGAGCUGAUCCUCAAGUGCUCUCUUUCCUCCCUCCUAUUCCUUUGCACCCUUGCAUGGCCACCAGCUCUCCGCCUCGCCUCGGCCAAGCUACCAGUCCCCACAGAGUUCGUUACACUCUCC
Molecule: messenger RNA, 864 nt
Organism: Microstroma glucosiphilum
Lineage: Eukaryota; Fungi; Basidiomycota; Exobasidiomycetes; Microstromatales; Microstromataceae
Product: ribosomal protein L16
Exons: 1
Coding region: 88-717 (209 amino acids)
Biological process (GO): mitochondrial translation
Cellular component (GO): ribosome; mitochondrial large ribosomal subunit
Molecular function (GO): rRNA binding; structural constituent of ribosome
Source: RefSeq, a predicted model, not a curated record